UAAUGCACAUAGGUAUACAUCACAACUGGGGUGCUUUACUCUUUAAAUAAAUAGAGCAUGGGUAGAUUCGUUUGCGCAAUGCUCAACAUAUCUCAUGUCUCUCCACCAAUGCUUCCAAACAAGGUAGCUCACCACUUAAUCUAAACAUAAGCCUCUUUUCUUGAAAUCAUUACAUGCAAAGGUCAUGACUAGAACUGCUUAAACUCACCCAAGGCUUCAGUGAGAAACAUAAUAAGACACAUAAUGACCAUUUCAAGUCAGACAUCAUGCCUGAUUCUAUUAAUAUAAUUAUAUUUAUCUGCUUUGUCAGCUUUUCUGUAUAAAUUUGACAAUGUUAUUAAUAUUGAAAAGUAGAAUAAUAAAUGCAUACAAAUGUUGUUUUUAGUGGGUCUCAUUGACGGCUAACAAUUAAGAUGAGAUCACAAGACUAAACCUUUAAUCAUGACAUUUAAUUCUAGCAUGCAAUUAUUUUUUAUUUACAUACAGAUUUUAUAUAAAGUAAUAAGAAUGAAAAGCUUUUCCUAAAAUAUGAGACUACAAAAUUGCAAUGCUUAUUAUACACCAGACAACAAUUUCAGUUUUUAAAUGAAAUACAGUGCUGUGCAUUCUCACUCUGAACUGACAAGUGAUAGUUUCUUAAUAUAAAAAUGUCAAAUGUCAAAAGAGUGUCAAGAUCCAAACCUUCACAUGUGAUUAACUCAACACUGAUUAUGUCUACUCUUAUCAUUCAAAUCCCACAUUGCAACACCCUCUCCACCUUAUGCUCCUGGAUUUAUCCCUUAAAAGGAACCUCAGACAGAUAUAUAACAACUCCUUAACAAAUAAAUAGCAGUUCCACCACAGUAGAUUUGCAUCCUCUGCCUGGUCUGGAUCACUAGUGGGCAAAGAUAAAUGGCACUGAGGGAAACAACUUCUACGUCCCCUUGUCCAACAGGACAGGUCUAGUGAGGAGUCCUUACGAGUAUCCUCAGUAUUAUCUAGCUGAACCAUGGCAGUUUAAAUUGCUUGCUGUCUACAUGUUCUUUCUCAUCUGUUUGGGUCUACCCAUCAAUGGCCUUACAUUGAUUUGUACAGCUCAACACAAAAAGCUCAGACAACCUCUCAACUUCAUUUUGGUUAACCUGGCUGUGGCUGGUUCCAUCAUGGUUUGUUUUGGAUUCACGGUCACUUUCUACACAGCAAUUAAUGGCUACUUUGCUCUGGGACCAACUGGCUGUGCGGUUGAGGGCUUCAUGGCCACACUUGGCGGGCAAAUUGCCCUUUGGUCACUUGUGGUGCUGGCUAUCGAAAGAUACAUUGUGGUCUGCAAACCAAUGGGCAGUUUCAAAUUCUCAACUAACCACGCUUUGACAGGAAUUGGAUUUACAUGGGUAAUGGCCUUGUCAUGUGCAGCUCCACCUUUAGUUGGCUGGUCCAGAUAUAUUCCUGAGGGAAUGCAGUGCUCAUGUGGACCAGACUACUACACCCUGAAUCCUGAAUACAACAAUGAAUCAUAUGUCAUCUACAUGUUCGUCUGCCAUUUUAUAUUUCCGGUCACUGUAAUCUUCUUCACCUACGGACGGCUCGUUUGCACAGUCAAGGCGGCUGCAGCUCAACAGCAGGACUCAGCAUCUACCCAAAAGGCUGAGAGGGAAGUGACAAAAAUGGUCAUCCUGAUGGUUUUGGGUUUCUUGGUGGCUUGGACCCCUUAUGCCACUGUUGCUGCCUGGAUCUUCUUCAAUAGGGGAGCAGCUUUCAGUGCCCAGUUCAUGGCUGUUCCUGCCUUUUUUUCAAAGAGUUCAUCCAUAUUUAACCCUAUAAUUUAUGUGCUGCUAAACAAACAGUUCCGGAGCUGCAUGCUGACAACACUUUUCUGUGGAAAGAACCCUCUUGGUGAUGAGGAGUCGUCAACAUUGUCCACCAGCAAGACAGAGGUGUCCUCUGUAACUCCAUCAUAGACUGAACUUCUUUCACGAUUAUUUUCUUUCAGCCAAUGACCAAUUUCGACAUCUUAAAAAAAAGAACAGAAAAAAACAGAGGUGAGUUAGUUGAUGCUUUUCAUUUGGCUGUGUUCACUAUUAUUACCAUUAAAUGAGCUCACAAAUAUAAAGUAUAAUUAAAAUGCCUUUUGGCUGUAAUGGGUUAUCAAUUAACUUUUUUAUGAACUUGGAUGCUAACAUCUUUGGCCUAAAAUGUGUAUAUAUUUUGUAUAUAAUGACCAAAUAGAUAUAAAUAAAUAUUGGCAUUAAAAAUGUCUUUGUUUUCAUUAUGAAGUUAGUCAAAUGAUUGAAAUUAGUUUACCAUUGGCAGAUUGAGCACACUAUAUUUUUAAAUCAAGGUAUUAGAAUGCAAACAAAUACAUCAGUAACACAUCUACAGUAUCUCAGUAAGGCUGGACAUUGCAACAAGGAAAAUUAUUGUCUGCAAUAUUGUGGACAAUGAGAUUUACA
This is a messenger RNA of Carassius carassius (crucian carp), 2429 nucleotides long. RefSeq names its product green-sensitive opsin-2-like. Gene Ontology annotation, cellular component: photoreceptor outer segment; membrane. The record is from RefSeq and is a predicted model, not a curated record. Gene Ontology annotation, molecular function: G protein-coupled receptor activity. The transcript is spliced from 5 exons. NCBI's taxonomy places the organism in Eukaryota, Metazoa, Chordata, Actinopteri, Cypriniformes, Cyprinidae. Gene Ontology annotation, biological process: phototransduction; G protein-coupled receptor signaling pathway; visual perception. The coding region runs from base 1017 to 1937 and encodes 306 amino acids.